Molecule: messenger RNA, 6443 nt
Organism: Andrographis paniculata
Lineage: Eukaryota; Viridiplantae; Streptophyta; Magnoliopsida; Lamiales; Acanthaceae
Product: protein NETWORKED 1D-like
Exons: 6
Coding region: 555-6134 (1859 amino acids)
Cellular component (GO): plasma membrane
Molecular function (GO): actin filament binding
Source: RefSeq, a predicted model, not a curated record
ACGACGAAUCAGUCGACAAAGUCGAGCUCAAGUCUCCCCUCCCAAUUUUGUCAUUUUUUCUCGUUUUUGUAUACAAUCGCAAUUCCGAAGAGGCUCUGCCAGAUCGCCAAUGGCCGAAUUACAGCACGACAGCACAUGCACAAAGAAUAUACACGCGCACAAAUAGCUCCACUCGAGAGAAUUUCGUAGAGAGAGAGAGGAAUAGAGGAUCUGGUAAAGAUAUGGGUUAGAGAGAGAAGAGAGAGGCCAAAAACGGAAAAAGCAGCAUUAAUUUUGUCCUUUUUUUAAUAUGCGAUCGAGUUAACAUGUUUUGCAUCCAGUUCUAACGCUCCGGUUGAUUUGUAGCUAUUCUGUGAGGCGGUUGUCGCUGUUCGUUGUUGAGAUAGACUCGAAUUUUGUGAAGAAACAGGAAGAUCCUGAGCUCAACUCUAACUAUUAUUACUGAAUUGAGUUCGUGGAAGCUUUUGUGGUUGGAUCUCUGUUACCUCUGCCGGAGUGUUAGUUUUCAUUUUUCUACCGUCAUUGAAAGCCUUCUGUCCUCUGUCUAAACGAAGAUGGCGAAGUUAGGGCACACGGAUUCUAGAAGAAUGUACUCCUGGUGGUGGGAUAGCCACAUUAGCCCCAAAAACUCGAAAUGGCUCCAGGAAAAUCUCACAGAUAUGGAUGCCAAAGUGAAAGCAAUGAUAAAGCUCAUAGAGGAAGAUGCAGAUUCUUUUGCAAGGAGGGCAGAGAUGUAUUACAAGAAACGGCCGGAGCUUAUGAAAAUGGUCGAAGAGUUUUAUAGAGCAUAUCGUGCAUUAGCAGAAAGGUAUGAUCAUGCAACUGGUGUGAUACGCCACGCCCAUCGUACCAUGUCAGAAGCUUUUCCAAAUCAAGUAUUUGGUGACGAUUCGCCUGGUGGUUCGGCUUCUGGAGGUGACAUGAGACCUCCUGAGAUGACAAUGUCGACCCCAAUGGGAGAAUACAUAGAUGAAUCUGAAUCUAUCUCCAAUCGAAAGGCUGUGAAACCAUUCAAGGAUCCGUUUGGGCAUGCAAGAAGGGAGCUUACUUUUGACGAAGAGGAGGAGAUGGAACAGAAUAACCAUGACAAGGAUCCAAACUUGUCAAAACCUAACCAGGAAACUGAGGAGAUUCAGAAGUUGAAGGAAGCCAUUACCAAACUGGAGGCAGAAAAGGAAGCUGGGCUUGCUCAGUACCAGCAGAGUUUGGAUAAACUUUCCCAGCUACAGAAUGAAAUCUCUAAAGUCAAUGAGGAUUACAAAAUCCUUAGCGAUCGAGCAAAUAAUGCGGAAAAUGAAGCUGCUGUGCUGAAGGAAGCCAUAGCUAAAUUUGAAGCAGAGAAGGAGGCUAAGCUUCAAGAGUACCAACAGUGUGUGGACAAGAUAACUAACCUGCAGACUGUAAUAUCUGCUGCCCAAGAGGAUACUCGAAAACUUGAUGAACGAGCUAGCACUGCUGAAAUGGAAGUGCAAUCUUUGAAAGGUGAGCUGGACAAAUUAUCUGCUGAAAAGGAUGAGGCUCUCAAUAAGUACAUGCAAUCACUGGAGACCAUAUCAAACCAGGAGAACAAGUUAAAGCGUACAGAAGAAGAUGCUCAAAGGCUGAAAGAACGAGCUGAAAAUGCAGAAAAUGAAGUUGAAAUUCUUAGACAAACCAUUUCAAAAUUGGGGCAGGAAAAAGAAGCUGCUGCUCUGCAAUACCAGCAAUGCUUGGAGACGAUUGCUACACUAGAGAGCAAACUCAAAGCUGCCGAAGAAGAGGCCAAACGCCUCAAUGUAGAGGUUGAUGAUGGAGUGACCAAAUUAAAAACUGCUGAAGAACAAUGUGUCCUGUUAGAAAGAUCAAACCAAUCUCUUCAUUCUGAGUUGGAAUCAUUGAUGUUCAAGAUGGGAACUCAAACGCAAGAGCUUACGGAAAAGCAGAAGGAACUGGGAACGCUCUGGGCUUGCAUACAAGAAGAGAGGUUGCGCUUUGUCGAGGCUGAAACUGCUUUUCAAACUUUGCAACAUUUGCAUGCCCAAACACAGGAAGAGCUGCGGGGUGUGGCUUCUGAGCUGCAGAAUAGGACCCAACUUUUGAAGGCCAUGGAAACCGAGAACAGUAGCUUGCAAGAUGAAGUUUUAAAGGUUAAGCAGGAGAACAAGCAACUUGAUGAGUACAAUGCAACUUCUGCUUUGUCAUUAAAGGAUAUGCAAAAUGAGAUCUCUAGUUUAAUGGUAUCGAAAGGAAAACUUCAGGAGGAGGUAGAGCUCCGACUUGACGAAAGGAAUGCACUGCAGCAAGAAAUAUAUUGUCUCAAAGAAGAGCUUAAUGAUCUGAACACAAAGCAAGCUGCCAUAUUGAACCAGGUGCAAGCAGUAGGUUUGAAUCCAGAAUCCUUAGAAUCAUCCGUGAAGGGAUUGCAGGAAGAGAAUGCCAGUCUGAAAGAAACAUGCCAUCGAGAAAGUAGUGAGAAAGUUGCUCUUCUGGUGAAACUGGAGCAGCUUCUUGAGAAAAAUUCCCUUUUGGAAACCUCCCUAUCAGAUUUGAAUGCUGAGAUGGAGGCUGUUAGAAGGAAGCUAGAGGAAUUGGAGCUGUCAUGCCAAUCUCUUUUGGGAGAGAAAUCUGCUCUCAGUGAGGAGAAAGCUUCCCUUGCAGCCGAAUUACAAGAAACGAAAACAAAUAUGGAUAAGCUUUCAGAGAAUAACAGAGUUCUGGAAAAUUUUAUAUCUGAUGCAUACCAUCAACUUGAGACAUUGCAGGCUAAAUCAAAAUCGUUAGACGAAUCAUACCAGGUGCUGGUAAACGAGAAGACUGAUUUGAUGAGCACAAAUGAUGGUUUAACUGCUCAGUUAGAGAACAAAAAUCUCAGACUUGCAGAACUCGGCAGAGUUUAUGGAGAACUGGAAGGAAGAUGCAUGACUCUGGAGAAAGACAACGAAUCAACUCUCCGCAGAGUUGAGGAGUUGCAGAACUCUUUGGAGGUGGAGAAACAAGAACAUGCCGAGUAUGUUCAGAUGAGUGAAACUAAGUUCAGUGGCAUUGAGGUGGAGAUGAGCCUUCUGAAAGGGGAAUCUGAAUCCAGAAAGAGAGAACUUGACCGGUUGUUGGAUGAUGCCAUAGUUAAGGAAAUUGAGAUCUUUGUGUUCCACAUAUCUGCUCGAGAGAUGAAAGAGAAUAAUUGCUUGUUGAGUUUACAAAAUCGGGAACUUUUGGAUCAAUCCAUUUUGUCCGAAAAGAAGAUCUCACAGUUGGAACAAAAUAACUUUGAUCAACAAGUUGAGAUCAAAUCUUUAUCUGAGCAAGCUGGAUGGCUGAGGGGAGGGACAUACAAGUUAUUGAAGGUUCUCAAGAUUGUUGAUGAUCAUGCACAUGAGAAUGGUGCUGAUCGAGACCACGGUUAUUUUGACCGGCUGCUGAGUAGACUUCAAGAUAUGGAGAUGUCCCUCCACAGAGCCGAGGAAGAUAAUCUGGGCUUGACAGUUGAAUUAUCAGUUCUUAUUGCAUGGCUCAGGCAGGUUAAAUCGGAAUCACAGAAUCUCGAGGUUGAAAAGAAUACGAUCGAUAAUGAUUUGAGGGCCAAGAUUGAACAGAUCCUAGUGUUGCAGAGUGAAGCUCUUGCUCUCCAUGAGGUGAAUGAAGAAUUUCGAUCAAAAUUGAGGGAGGGCGAUACCAAUAAGGCGGUGCUGGAGACUAAGAUCGAGGAAUUGAAUAGGAAGCUUCUGGAUAUGCAAGGCACUUGCCAUGUCUUGCAAAGAGAGAAAUCGGAAAUUUCGAAGGAGAAAGAGGCCUUGGCUAACGACAUCGUCCAAUUGGAGGAGAAGAACAUUUCCCUUGAAGAGGAAAAUUAUGGGUUAUGUGAUAAGGUUUUAGCUCUAGAGAAUCUCUCCUUGAUAUUCAGAACCUUUGCAGAUGAGAAAUAUAUGGCAUUUAGAGAACUUGGGGAUGAUCGAACCAAACUUCAUCAAAUGAAUAUGGCUCUUUCGACGAAGUUAAACUCGACAACAGGGAGCUUGGAAGAAUCAAAAACUGAGAAUAAUCAGCUCAAGGAAAGGCUGCAGAAGACAGAAGAUGAGUUAAAGGCGGUUGCGACGGCGAGAGAUCAGUUGAGAGAUCAGUUAAGCGUAGAGAUUGAAAACGGAAAGAAACAGGUUGCGGAGAUGUUGCUAGAACUUCAGAAAGCAGAAGAGAAGAUAAAUCUGGUAGAAAAGGAGAAGCUAGAGUUAAAUAAAGGAGUCGAAGAUCUGACAAACAAGUACGAUGAAGUUACAUUGGUUCGUAACGAACAAGAGAACCGGAUCCUCAAACUGUCUGCGGAUAAUGAUCAUUUAAGUAGGGACAGUAAUUUCUUACGGGAGGCAUGUCAGAAACUGGAAGUUGAGCUGCAUCAUUUGCAAGACGAGCAUGAGAAGAGAAGAAUCGAAGAAGAAAAAGUGCAUACUGAGCUGGAAAAUGAAAAGAAACAGGUGGCUUUGAUGUCUUUGGAACUUAAGAACGCAGAAGAGAAGAUAAGUUUAGUCGAAAGAGAGAAACUAGACUUCAAUGAAAGUUUGGAAGAUCUGAGGAAGAAGUACCACACAGUCGAAUUAGCUCAUGGCGAACAAAAGAAUCAUAUUCUCAAACUGUCUGCAGAUAAUGACCAAUUAAGCAGAGACCGUAAUUUGUUGCAUGACGCACGCGACAAACUGGAAGCCGAGCAUGAGAAGAGAAGAAUCGAAGAAGAAAAAUUGCAUACCGAGCUGGAAAAUAAGUUGAAUGAGAUUGAGGAGUUGGAGACUCAGAUUGCCUCAGCAUUCGGACAAUUACAAUCUUCCAUGGUUAGUCAGCUUCUUUACGAGCAGAAAUUUCACGAAGUCCAUGACGAGUGCCUUGGCUACAUGGAUCAAAAUGAAGAUCUCAGAACUCAAUUGGCAGCAUACAGUCCCGAGAUUGCAGCUCUUAAGGAAUGCAUAUCGUCCCUCGAGAGCCACACUAAUAUAAACAUCAAGCUUCAAAGCCCCGAAAAUGAGGAAUUGCAGGGUGAUGAAGUUACAAACGAUCCACAUGAGAUCAUCGUAACCGAAGACAAGAGAGCAUCGAAACCAAGCAUGAUUUCCGAAUUGCACGAUGCCCGGACGAGGCUUCAAGCAAUUUCGAAGGCAGCAAUCGCGAUAAAGGAGCGAAUGGUUCAAGAAAACAUCGAUCUUCAUGCCAAGCUGGAUGCUUCUGCAAGCCAGCUCGAAUUGCUGCAAUCCGAGAGCGCUCGGUACAGGAGAAACACAAGGCCGACAUCCGAAAUCACCGAGGCAGAUAACGCACUUUUGACGAAGGACAUUGUGCUCGAUCAGAUCUCCGACGGUUCGUCUCAUCGAUUCAGGAAAAAGGCCCCUGUCAAUUCAGACAAUCAAAUCAUCGAACUAUGGGAAACUGGCGAUCCCGACGGGACUGUCGGCCUGACUGUCACCAAAUCGAAGAAAACAGCCUCUCCAUCCUCCGCCGAUUUCCGACGCUUAAAGUCAAUGAGGAAACAGAAAGGUCUGAUCCCAACUUCCGAUUCGCUGCUCGACGAGGACUUGAGCUUGGACAAGAUUAACAUCUCGAAACGAUCCACCGAUCCCCUCCCAGACGGAAACCGUCGAAAAGUCCUCGAACGGCUCGACUCCGACGUUCAAAAAUUGGCGAAUCUCCAAAUCACGGUGCAAGACUUGAAGAAGAAACUCGAAGUCACCGAGAAGAACAAGCGAGGGAAAGCUGUGAUUGAGUGCGAGGCGCUCAAAGGACAGCUCGAAGAAGCCGACGUUGCCAUAAUUAAGCUGUUCGAUCUCAACGCGAGACUGAUGAAAACCGUUGACGACAGGUCCUUCUCCGACACCAAAUCCUCGUCGUUCGAAAUCGAAGACGACGCAAUCGCCAAGAGGAGGAAGGUCCAGGAGCAGGCGCGACGAAUGUCCGAGAAAAUCGGGCGGCUGCAGCUGGAAGUGCAGAAGCUGCAAUUCGUCCUGCUCAAGCUCGACGGCGACGAUAAGGAGCGGAGAAGCAAAAUCGCGGAGGCGAGACGACGGAUCCUUUUGCGCGACUAUUUGUACGGCGGCGGCGGCGGCGGGAGGAACGGCGGGCAGAGGCGUAAGAAGACGAGUUUUUGUGCAUGCGUUCAGCCGUCAACUGUCGAGGAUUAAGUUUCGGCUUCAAUACGACGCUUCUUAUUUUCGAUAUCUCGUCCAGCUGUCAGAUUUCGAGGAUUAAGGUUCGGUUUCGAUUCGAUGUUUAUUAUUUUCGAUAUCUGAGAAUGUUUUUUUUUUCUACUUAGCCGUUAAAAUGCACAAUUUUUAUGUUAUGUUCCAUGAAAGGUACUUAUCUUGUAAAUUUGAAAUGAUCUUAAAUCCGGACUCAGAAUAGAUCUGGAUCUACUGCUACGUACGUACUGUGUGUUUAAACUAAACUUGAAGAAUAAUGAAUGCUAAUGCGGGGAUGCAUUUAGCCGUUGC